AUGGAACAUGUACUACCACAUGUUCGUUACGAGCGAUGUGUUGUCAGCCAGAUCGAGCAUCUUGAGAUGCUUCUGAAGGCAUCAGGAUCAAUAAACGACUGGACAGCCUCUCCAUUUGGCGGCGUGCUGAGGUUCCUCGGAGCUAGCUCCUUCUUCGAGAUGCGGACCUACUGGGGCCUCUACCUCGAUGCCGCGCGUCGGCGAGAUCAGAUUGCACAGAUCAGAGAAGAGAUUGCCGCAAUUCACGAGCCUCACAGCGCCGAAGCAACUUAUCACCUGUCUGGAAUGCGUAGCGGAGGCCUUCAUGGAAUUACUCAUUAUGCAGUGCUUGGCUCGACGUUUCGCGCAUAUUGGAAGACUGGCGUUGUCGCUGGAAAUCAGCAGGACGUUUCAGUACUACAGCGUGAGAAAAGAGGCCAUACGAACCCGCUACUCCUUGUCUCAUCGGCCCCGCGUAAUGACUUUGCUAUGCACUACGGCACUGAUCCUAUCUUUGGAUACAAUGUGGCUGCAGCACUCGACGACUCUUCAGAUGUUUCGAACGCAUCCGAGCGACUGGCAAAGAUCGUCAAGGCACAGUUCCAUGAUUGGUGUGUCGCGUUCGUACAACACGCAAGAGCUCAAACCGUCCAAAUCUCUUUCCACUGCGGAGAUGCUUUGGCUUUAUGCCACACACUUCAACGCCGCGCUGCCAUUCCUCCAAAAGUCCCAGAGCACUUGUACAGCUACACACGUCCCUGGUCAGCAGUUCCGAUAAGUCUCGACAGUCGGUUGGACUCAUAUUCACUCAAGGACUUUCAUGUCAUCGACACUUCAAAUAUCAGUGACCACAUUGGUAUCCUCAACUUGCUGCCAGCUACCGUGCCUUUGCUGAGCUCCGCCAACAAUGCCGUCCUCUACACCGAAACUUUGUUGCCUGAAAGCCUUGAUCCAGAUAAGUAUUGUGACGAACUGCUCCGCGCGGAUACAAAAGCGAUCUGCAUUUUCAUGAAUUUGUCUCCAGUCGGCUACUUGCUCGGAAUGUCCACUGAACAUUUUUGA
Dissoconium aciculare CBS 342.82 is the source of this 1041-nucleotide messenger RNA. RefSeq lists its product as uncharacterized. NCBI's taxonomy places the organism in Eukaryota, Fungi, Ascomycota, Dothideomycetes, Mycosphaerellales, Dissoconiaceae. The transcript has a single exon. Bases 1 to 1041 code for a protein of 346 amino acids. The record is from RefSeq and is a predicted model, not a curated record.